This is a messenger RNA of Punica granatum (pomegranate), 2141 nucleotides long. The record is from RefSeq and is a predicted model, not a curated record. Lineage: Eukaryota; Viridiplantae; Streptophyta; Magnoliopsida; Myrtales; Lythraceae.
UACGCCGUUCCCUCUGGAGUUCCGUACAGUGCGAUUCUCGAGUUUUCAUAGCAUUGUCGGAGUUGUAAUUCAGUGAGCAGCUGAUCGUUCGGCAGAUGUUCUCUUGCUUCCCGCUUCCUUCCCGAGAUUGAUUGCUCUCUGCUCCUCAUUGAUUCCUUUGGUGCAAAGAUCGCGUUGAGCCGCAUUGAGGAGGUUUAGCAUCUGAUUAUGCCGUCAUCAACAAAACAAACUUGUAGGGUUUCCGGGUCGGACGUGGUUCGGGUGUUCCCUUAGCUGUUGCGAAGGGAUUGAAUUAUGGAAGUCCCCGAGCAGAAUUGCUUGGAACAAAAUUCUCCGGAAGCGUCGAAUGUCGAUGGAGUCACCGAUGAGGUGAAACAAAGAUCAAUCGAUCAGAGGCCGGCUCUGCCCGGGGACCCGAAAUGUGUGAUUUGUGGCCGCUACGGGGAGUACAUAUGUGAUGAAACGGACAGCGAUAUUUGCAGCUUGGAAUGCAAACAAGUCCUGCUACGCAAGGUUACUAACUCGGAAUCGAGUGCUAGAUUGCCCGCAACUGAUGAGUGCUAUUAUGUGAGUGAUACCGCUGGUGAAGCUGGGUCUCGAUCCUUAAGUGCGAAUCAAACUUCUUUGCUGAGGAAGAAACUAGAUAUCUUUGUGAAGGGAGACUCUGUUCCGCUGCCUAUUCUGUCCUUCUCCUCGUGUCCUCUCCCUCAAAAACUCAUCCUAAAUAUGGAAGCUGCGGGCUAUGAACUGCCGACGCCAGUUCAGAUGCAAGCGAUCCCCGCUGCUUUGACUGGCAAAAGCCUGCUCGUUUCAGCUGACACAGGGACGGGAAAAACAGCAUCCUUUUUGGUUCCAAUCAUCUCACAAUGUGCGAUUCGUGGUUUCAGGAACCCUUUGGACAGGAAAAACCCGCUAGCUAUUGUUCUGGAACCCACUAGGGAGCUGUGCAUACAAGUCGAGGAGCAGGCUAAGUUGCUUGGGAAGGGGUUGCCCUUCAAAACUGCUCUUGUUGUUGGAGGUGAUCCAAUGGCAGGGCAAAUCUACCGCAUUCAGCAAGGAGUUGAGCUGAUUGUUGGAACUCCAGGAAGGGUUAUUGAUUUAUUAACCAAGCACGAUGUACAAUUAAUUGAAGUAAAGGUUUUUGUUUUGGAUGAGGUUGACUGCAUGCUUCAAAGGGGUUUCCGUGAUCAGGUGAUGCAGAUCUUUGUGGCACUAUCACAGCCCCAGGUGUUGAUGUAUUCAGCGACAGUUUCUCAAGAAGUCGAGAGGAUGGCAAACUCCUUGAUGAAAAACAUCACUGUUAUAUCUGUCGGGAAGCCUAAUUGUCCAACCAAGGCCGUGAAGCAGAUACCUAUCUGGGUCGAGACAAAGCACAAGAAGCAGAAGCUUUUUGACAUCCUGACCAGCAAACAGCACUUCAGUCCACCAACAGUGGUCUAUGUAGGUUCGAGGCUUGGAGCGGAUCUCUUGUCCAAUGCAAUAACUGUUGCAACGGGAAUGAAGGCUCUAUCGAUCCAUGGUGAGAAGCCUAUGAAGGAGAGGAGAGAGGUCAUGAGUUCAUUCCUGAUGGGGGAUUGUCCUGUGAUUGUGGCGACCGGGCUUUUGGAUCGGGGAGUCAACCUAUUUUCCGUGAGGCAGGUAAUCAUCUUUGAUAUGCCGAACUCUAUUAGAGAGUACGUGCACCAAAUCGGGAGGGCAUCAAGGCUUGGAGAGGAGGGCCAGGCAAUUGUGUUUGUGAACGAGGAGAGCAAGAACCUGUUUCCGGAACUGGUGGAGCAUUUGAGAUCCUCUGGAGCUGCCAUCCCAAGGGAGCUUCAGAAUUCACGAUACACUGUUGCACCUGCUUUCCGAGGCAAUGGCCAAAGAAAGCGAAAGCACGGGCGAUGAAAGUCGGAGCUUGGAAAAGCUCUUUUCCGUUACUUUUCCCUGCAAAUCGCAUCACUUUGAAUAUAAAUUUGGAUGUAACGGCAUUUAUAUUGGUUGGAGGAGAAAUUUUGUAGAGUCUAAUGUGAUCAUCUAAGCUCUGUAUGGCUUAUGUUCAGAUGAUCUACGACUUUGUUUUUCCUGCAGAAAGUCAUGUUCUUUACAGACGAUGACGAAUGAACCGAACAUAUAUUGCACAACAUAGGAUUAAUCUUGCA